GUAGGUAUGGAAGUUGAGGAAAGUCUACAUGCUGAUGGACCUCUUACAACACCCACAAGAUUAACGUUCUAUAUACCGGACAGUAGCAUGCGACGCACCCUUCUGAUCAGCUAUUACCUACCAAAGAAUCAUGCUGAACCGAGAUGGGUGCUUGGAAACUGGCAACCGUGUGCUGUUACGUGUGGUCCAGGUCAGCAACAACGACGUGUCCACUGCUAUGAAGGUGACAAGAGAGUUCGUACACGCAACUGUCGCAAGAACGGCACAACAUCCAAGCCGCCUGAACACAUGCGUACAAGAAAAUGUCAACUACCAGCAUGUCGACUACAAACUCGAUGGUUUGAAGCACCACAGUGGGGACCGUGUAUGGAUCGGUGUGAGGGGGAUUCCCCUGGCGCUGGUAUGCAGAGCAGAACAGUGUUGUGUUUGAAACGUGACGGUAGUGGCUGGCUUACUGUGCAGGAUGAUCGCUGUGACUUCAGCAAGAAACCUGACACUGAGAGGCAGUGUACGUUACCGCCGGCUGUACAAGGUGUCAAUCAAUGUCAUCGCUACUACCUCGACUGUCCUCAGGAUUGCCAAGAAGAAUGUCCCGGAACGGCACUUGUACCGGGUGACCUGUGCACUUGCCAACAAGUCACUAAUAUCAAUGACAUCAUCAGUGGAGGAAUCCUGGAUAACCCAGCUCGCAACUUUACAAGUCAGAGCGGCUGUGAGCAGCAACUCGUUGAGAAAAGAGAACGAUGUCGCAGAUAUAUGUGGCAUGAUGACGCUUGGCAAGACUGUGCCAGUGGCCAGGAGAUACGCAAUGUUACCUGCUUAGAGGAAGAAACACAGAGACCAGUUGAUGAGAGUUUAUGUUCUAACUGCGAGAAACCGAGAACUCAACGACCAUGUCAAGCAUCUGUAAUGAGGCAGUGUCCGCAUGCUGACAAUCUGUCAUCGUGUCGUGUCAUGGUAGCUGUGUUCAAACAGCUUGGUAAUGAUAUCGGUACAUACUGCGCUCAGACAAUGUUCUCAACUAGUUGUUGUAUACUCUGCGCUGAGUACCAACAAGAUCAGACUUCUAUCUCCGAUUAUUUCCAUCGGCACCUGCCCAAUAAGAAGUAGAGAAAGCUUGAAAUGGUCACUAUGGAAACUGUAGCAGAUUUCAAGGGAUCGCUUUGGCAACUCGGGUAAACUUGAGGUGAUCAGGCCGUGUUAUUGGUAGCCAUGUUCACCUGUUGACCUGUUGACCUGUAGUAUGCAGGGAGACACCUGUUGACCUGUUGGCCAGUUGUAUGCAGGGAGACUCCUGUAGACCUGUUGGCCAGUAGUGUGCAGGGAGAUUCCUGUAGACCUGUUGGCCAGUAGUAGUGUGCAGGGAGAUUCCUGUAGACCUGUACUCACUAACUGUAGGCAUAACACUACAUGUACAUAUACAUGCCUCUCUAAAUUCUGAUUCGUUGAACUUUGCUUUGAUAACGUUAUGAACCAUGAUGAUCAUGAACAGCUAAUACGUGUGUCGAUUAUUUUUUAAACGCACUAGCUGCCAGCAUGCUUGAGAAUUUACUUUACUUGGCAUGCUGUGCUAACACACCCGCUCUAUAUACAUGUGCAUGGACCUGGCAGGCUGUGCUAACACACCAGGUCUACACAUGUAUAUACAUGGACCUGGCAUGCUGUGCUAACACACCAUGUCUGUAUACAUGUAUAUAUACAUGUACCUGGCAUGCUGCUAUUAACCGCAUGAGUGUUUGACAGGACCUGUACAUGUAUAUGCUAAUUGAGAAAUAACACGGUCGCAGCCUACACCCAAGCCAUGCAUAUAUCCAUGCAAGGCAUGUGUCGGAACUGGCCACCUGACGCUAAUUUACUUGAUGUGCCAAUUUGCACUCGUAAUAUACAAUCUUGAUAUUUCUAAUAAUUUGACCAGUUUCGUGAUAACCCAUUCACGCAUACAUGUGCCGGUAGAUCACAUGUCAUUACAAUCACGAUACCUUGAUAACCCAUUCUGACCAUAGAUCAUACAUGUACAUGUACAUCAUUACGGCCACUGAUGAUAUUCAAUUCCUAGAGAGUGCGAAUAGAGUAACGAAGCAUAACAAGUAUGCCCUGAAUUCCUGAAUAUGUCAUGUGACAACAAUUCUAAUGGUAACAUUGCAUUGCUGCAUGUUCUUCUCCACAUACUCACAUACUGUUAUGAUACUGAA
Messenger RNA from Sycon ciliatum, 2192 nucleotides. RefSeq names its product A disintegrin and metalloproteinase with thrombospondin motifs 20-like. Gene Ontology annotation, biological process: proteolysis; extracellular matrix organization. The record is from RefSeq and is a predicted model, not a curated record. Gene Ontology annotation, cellular component: extracellular matrix. The coding region runs from base 7 to 1110 and encodes 367 amino acids. The transcript has 7 exons. Gene Ontology annotation, molecular function: metalloendopeptidase activity. NCBI's taxonomy places the organism in Eukaryota, Metazoa, Porifera, Calcarea, Leucosolenida, Sycettidae.